This is a messenger RNA of Mya arenaria, 1779 nucleotides long. RefSeq lists its product as uncharacterized. Gene Ontology annotation, molecular function: DNA binding. The record is from RefSeq and is a predicted model, not a curated record. Gene Ontology annotation, cellular component: nucleus. The transcript has 4 exons. NCBI's taxonomy places the organism in Eukaryota, Metazoa, Mollusca, Bivalvia, Myida, Myidae. Bases 41 to 1303 code for a protein of 420 amino acids.
GUAUGGGCCGUUUUUACUAAAUUACGAAAGAUAUCUGAGAAUGGCCAUGACGAAGACACGAAGUCAAAUUCAAGCCUUGGUUGCAGCCUUACUUAAAGAUGGAUACGAAGCUCUUGUUCUGGCAACCAAUCUGGAGGAAACCACAUUCCUAUACGAGGGCAGCCAACGAGGACGGGAAUUUUUUAAGGAAACUCCUCAGCUGCUCAAGUUUACUGACUUCUGCAAAGGUUUUGAUGAGCGUUUGAACAAAACAGGAGCGAAUGUUUGUGAAGAUGAUACUGCACAGCACGUCGAAGAAGAUACAAGAAAGACCAUUGAUGUUCAGCCGUUUAAACAGAAUAGUGGAGAUACAAUAAAAGAAGAGGUUAUAAGUAAUCCGAAUGCAAAUGAUGUAGAUGUCGAAGAACAGUUGUCUGAAGACACAUGGAAUGAAAACAACGUUAAUGAUAAACCAGACUUCAUUGAAGUCAAGGUUGAACCAGAGGCUGUGCUUUAUUUUGAUAACAAUACAAGUGACGUAGACUUUGAGAACUUUAUCAAUGGAGACUAUUCUUCAGUUGAAGCUGUUAAUUGCAAAGUUUUGCCUGAGCAUAAUCUAAAUGCAAAAAGCACUGAAAACAGUACCAUGGUUAUGGAUAAGAAUACAAAUGAGUGUACGAAUAUUUUAACAGAAGAAGCUACUCCGGUCAAAUGUUUUGUUUCUUCUUCAAAAGACUUAGACAGUACGAAUUCAAAAAGAAGCAGUGGAAGAAAAAGGAAGUCCAGCAGACGUUAUGAUCAAGAAGUAGACCUCACUUCGGAUCGUAGAAGGUCAGAGCUGCGUUCUUUCUUGAUCAAUACUGGAGCAAGAAGUACAGGUACAAAGCGGAAAUGUGAUACGAAGACUAUUGAAGUGAAAUUCAAUGCAAUACUGGAAGUAGAGAAAGGUGUUAAGACCAAAACCCAAAUAGCUCGUGAGCUGAACAUCAAUGGCAGUACCUUGUCUACCUGGCUGAAGAACACGGCGGCUAUAAAGGAAGGAUUUAGAAACUUUGAUCCAAAACGGAAGAAAAUGAGAUCCGGGAAAUGGGAGGAGCUUGAAGCAGAGUUGAUUAGUUGGCUCGCUAAUACAGAUGACAAGACUGUUAAUGGCAAUGUGCUCAAAAUGAAAGCUGUUCAAUUGGCGGAUGAGAAGGGCAUCAGUGAUUUUACUGCAUCUCCAGGAUGGUUCGACAGGUUUAAAGACCGCAAUAGCUUUCGCUUCAGCGUGGAACGACGAAACGCCGAGAGAGUUGCGAAGAAGAGAAAAACAGAUGAUGACUAAACCAAACUUUAUAAAGACUGCUGUAUUUGAUACCUUCAACUAUGAUGUGACUUUUCUGUGUACUGCUGAAACUGUUACGAUCGGAAUAAAGCAAAGGAUAAGCGUCUUACCCACACGAUAAUACUUUAAAUGGUACAAUAAGCCACAAAUGCCAAAGUUAUGUAAAGGUUUAAGAAAACAAAAUAUUUUAUUGUUUAUUUUUAAUGUCUUUUAAACGCACACAGAACUAAACAGUGUCAAUAAAUAUUGAUCAACUGCGGCUUUAGUAUACCAAACUUGAUGCUUGUGAUCAUACAGCUUAUAUGUUUGAUUAGUUUAUGUAAGUCCAAUGGUUCAAGCCGUGAUAUCAUUGUGCUCUGUUCUAUAAUCAUUCCUGACAUGGGAAGUGCCCAUGGACAUUAACAUUAUUUUUAUAUUUGUGUUCAUAUGAAUUUAUACAUGUAUAACGGGCAGAUUAUGAUCACAUUUUACUUUUA